Impatiens glandulifera is the source of this 3701-nucleotide messenger RNA. RefSeq names its product homeobox-leucine zipper protein ATHB-15-like. The transcript is spliced from 18 exons. Bases 927 to 3440 code for a protein of 837 amino acids. Gene Ontology annotation, molecular function: DNA binding; lipid binding; DNA-binding transcription factor activity. NCBI's taxonomy places the organism in Eukaryota, Viridiplantae, Streptophyta, Magnoliopsida, Ericales, Balsaminaceae. The record is from RefSeq and is a predicted model, not a curated record.
UGAAAGGCGAAGGCGAAGACACAGCAACGAACAACAACAACAGAUGAAAAAGCACUAGAGAGAAAAAAUAAAAAUAAAGUCUCUUUACCUCCUUGCCUUCUCUCUCUCUCUCUCUCUCCCUCUAUACCUUUCUUCGAAUCUAGGGUUCUUCUGUAGCAUUUUACUUUCUCUCUUUCUUUCAAUAAGCUGCUGCAUCCAGUUUCUCUUUCUCUAUACGCGUGUAUGGUUGGCUAUUUAUGUACUUAUGCUCGGCUACUGGGAGCUUUGUUCUGUUCGUUAAAUCUCUUUAGCUGAACACCAUGAAUUACUAGUUGCAGACGAAUCUUUGGGGGAUAUGAAGAAGAAGAUCUGUUUCUGCUUUAUUCACCCUCUUUGCUUUAUUAUUAUCAUACCUGCACCAAGACUUGUGAAUCUUCAACUCGUCUAGUCAUUCAUUCCAAGCUUCAUAAGGGAUCCAGACAGACAGACAGACAGACAGACACCAGAAGAAAUCUUGUUAUUUUCGAUCUGGGUAAUCUUUUUCCAAGGAACCCAUCUUCUUCUUAGCUUAGAUCGCUACUUCAACCGACCGCUUAGGAGGAGAGGAAGGGAGAGGAGGGGAAUAACGUUUCAGUGACUUGGGUGGGGAAUCAAGCUGCCUGUUGUCGUUUUCUUCAAAUCUUCUUGCGUUCCGUGACCAUUGAAUAUUUUAUUUACAUCAAAUUCUGCAGCAGCCUAAUUCAGAGAGACAUUCUCCUCUAAUAUUUGUUUACAGCUCAUUUGUCUGCUUUUGAUGGUGACAGUUGGUUGUGCUAAGUUAAGUGCUUGAAGAGAAGAAAGAGAGAGAGAGAGAGAGAGAGAGAGUGAGAGAGAAAAAGAAAAAAGAAGAAGCUACCCCCUUCUUCUCUUCUCUCUGUGCUUCUUCUUUCGGGAAAAUCAAUUCGAUUAUGGCAAUUUCCUGUAAGGAUGCUAAAAACGCCAUGGAUAACGGUAAAUACGUUCGCUACACGCCUGAGCAGGUUGAAGCCCUUGAGAGGUUCUACCAUGAGUGCCCCAAGCCCAGCUCCAUUCGCCGACAGCAGCUCAUUCGCGAGUGUCCCAUUCUAUCCAAUAUCGAGCCCAAGCAAAUCAAAGUUUGGUUCCAGAAUCGAAGAUGUAGAGAGAAACAGAGGAAAGAGGCUUCCAGGCUUCAAGUCGUUAACAGGAAGCUGACAGCAAUGAAUAAACUUCUAAUGGAAGAGAAUGAUAGGUUGCAGAAGCAAGUUUCCCAGCUUGUGUACGAAAAUGGCUACUUUCGCCAAAAUACCCAAAAUCCAACACUUGCUUCCAAGGAUGUCAGUUCUGAUUCAGUGGUGACAAGUGGCCAACACCACUUGCCGCCGCCUCAGCAUCCGCCAAGGGAUGCCAGUCCUGCAGGACUUUUGUCCAUUGCAGAAGAGACUUUAACGGAGUUUCUAUCCAAGGCCACUGGAACUGCUGUUGAGUGGGUUCAAAUGCCUGGAAUGAAGCCUGGUCCGGAUUCCAUUGGAAUCGUUGCUAUUUCUCACGGUUGCACUGGUGUGGCAGCGAGAGCCUGCGGCCUGGUGGGCCUAGAGCCUACAAGGGUUGCGGAAAUCCUCAAAGAUCGUCCAUCAUGGAAUCGUGAUUGUCGAGCGGUGGAUAUUCUAAACGUGCUUCCCACUGCCAAUGGUGGAACCGUUGAGUUGCUUUACAUGCAGCUCUAUGCGCCAACAACCUUGGCUCCUGCUCGUGACUUCUGGUUGCUGCGUUAUACAUCCGUUAUGGAAGAUGGAAGUCUUGUGGUCUGUGAAAGAUCUCUAAACAAUACCCACAAUGGUCCCAACAUGCCACCUGUUCAGAGUUUUGUAAGAGCGGAAAUGCUAUCUAGUGGCUACCUUAUUAGGCCUUGUGAUGGAGGGGGGUCAAUGAUCCACAUUGUUGAUCAUAUGAACCUGGAGGCAUGGAGUGUGCCUGAAGUUUUACGUCCACUGUAUGAGUCAUCAGCAAUGCUCUCUCAAAAGACAACAAUGGCUGCUUUGAGGCAGUUGAGGCAGAUAGCUGAGGAGCUUUCUCAAUCAAAUGUCGCUAACUGGAGCAGAAGACCUGCGGCUCUGCGAGCACUUAGCCAGAGGUUAAGCAGGGGUUUCAAUGAGGCUCUUAAUGGGUUCACUGAUCAAGGUUGGUCUGUGAUGGGAAAUGAUGGCACAGAUGAUGUCACCAUUCUUGUGAAUUCUACUCCCGAUAAAUUGAUGAGCUUAAACUUGACGUUUGCAAAUGGAUUUCCACCUGUCAGCAAUACUGUCCUGUGUGCAAGAGCUUCAAUGCUGUUGCAGAAUGUGCCCCCUGCAAUACUACUCAGGUUCUUGAGGGAGCACAGAUCAGAAUGGGCAGACAACAAUUUUGAUGCUUAUGCAUUUGCGGCAGUUAAACUUGGUCCUUCUAGCAUGCCUGGGGCACGAGUAGGAAGUUAUGGGAGUCAAGUUAUACUUCCAUUGGCUCAUACUAUUGAGCAUGAAGAGCUGUUGGAGGUUAUCAAAUUGGAUGGCAUCGGCCAUUGUACUGAAGACACCAUAAUGCCUAGAGAUCUAUUUCUCUUGCAACUUUGCAGUGGAAUGGAUGAGAAUGCUGUUGGCACUAGCUCUGAACUCCUCUUUGCUCCUAUUGAUGCUUCUUUUGCUGAUGAUGCACCUCUUCUUCCAUCUGGCUUUCGCAUUAUUCCUCUGGAUCCUGCCAAGGAAGCCUCAAGUCCAAAUCGGACUCUUGAUCUCACUUCUUCUCUGGAGAUUGGGUCUGGAAAUAAAACCUCCAACAGCUACUCAACUGGCAGCGGAUGUACAAGAUCAGUGAUGACUAUAGCAUUUCAAUUUGCAUUUGAAAGUCACAUGCAAGAACACGUUGCUUCUGUGGCUCGUCAAUAUGUUCGUAGCAUUAUUUCAUCGGUUCAAAGGGUUGCAUUAGCACUUUCACCAUCCCAUAGCUCUCAUGGUGGUUUAAGAUCUCCAUUGGGUAGCCCUGAAGCAAAUACUCUUGCACAGUGGAUCUGCCAGAGUUAUAGGUGCUAUUUGGGUGUGGAAUUGCUCAAUUUUGGCGGUGAAGGAGCAGGAGAAUCUUCUCUGAAAAUGCUCUGGAAUCACUGUGAUGCUAUUCUAUGUUGCUCAGCAAAGGAAUUGCCUGUAUUUACUUUUGCUAAUCAAGCUGGUCUUGACAUGCUUGAGACAACAUUGGUUGCACUUCAGGACAUAACUCUGGAGAAAAUCUUUGAUGAUCAAGGAAGAAAAAGUUUAUGUUCUGAGUUCCCUCAAAUUAUGCAACAGGGUUAUGGUUGUCUUCAAGGUGGAAUAUGUCUGUCGAGCAUGGGCAGGCCAAUUUCGUACGAAAGAGCGGUAGCCUGGAAAGUACUUAAUGAAGACGAUAAUCCUCAUUGCCUCUGUUUCAUGUUCGUGAACUGGUCAUUUGUGUGAUUCUUUCUUUCUGGGUAAACUUUUUAUAUAUUAAGAGUUGUGAGUCAGUCCGUCCUAAAGCUACAAACAAUACUUGCUUCCGUUUUUUAUUUAUUUCCUAGAUACUUGCUUGCUGGGUUGCUUUCUUUUCAGAAUUUGGGUUAACUCUUUUUUUUUUUUUUAAGAAGAUUAAGACAUGUAAUGCUAUGCUUUUGCUGACUUAUUGCUUACAACAAGACUGUUCUCUCUUAUUUAUGCUUUUGUUUUCUUGAUGGUCUUCAU